Messenger RNA from Iphiclides podalirius (scarce swallowtail), 399 nucleotides. The record is from the annotation of a GenBank genome assembly. NCBI's taxonomy places the organism in Eukaryota, Metazoa, Arthropoda, Insecta, Lepidoptera, Papilionidae.
AUGCUCAAGAAUGCGAAGCAGGGUAAGCGAGAUCGAGUCGAUCGCUCCGGUGUCGGGCGGGAAAAACUGUCGGGCACGAUCACUAGUCCCGUAGCACUGGCGGUCAGAACAUGUCACCGGGGCCGGCGUGGCGGGGCGUUGCGUGCGUUGUGCACGCCGUGCGGUUGCGACGGUGUGGCGGCGCGCGUAAAACGAGCGGGCGUCGCGACGUCGGCGGCGCGGAGCGUUGUGUGCGCUCGCGCAGCGGUGGGGCCGACCGGUCGCAACGGGGCCGCGCUCUCACCGCGGCCGGCGCUCGCUGCGAUCGCGCUUGGCGCCGCGCGGUCGGCCGAAGAAAGUCGCGCAUUCCGAAAACCGCGACGGCCCAAAAUCGCCACCCGACGCCCGCCGGCCACCGAC